ACUAGCGACUGAGCGGUCGCGGGUGUGGGUACCAUGGCGACGCGUGCCAGGGCUGGGGAGAAGAUGGCGGUCAGGUCCCGCUCCUCCGUAGGUGCUGGAACUGCAUUCCUCUUCUUGGUCCUCUACCGCAUCUCACCGGCCCAAACCUUCUCCUUCCCUCUCCAGCAGCCGCAGAAGUGCGGACACAACCAGUACUUCGAUAUCUCGGCGCUGUCCUGUGCCCCGUGUGGCGCCAACCAGAGGCAGGAUGCCCGAGGAACUUCAUGUGUGUGUCUACCAGGAUUUCAAAUGGUCUCUAAUAAUGGAGGACCUGCCAUUAUUUGUAAAAAGUGCCCAGAAAAUAUGAAAGGUGUUACCAAAGAUGGCUGGAACUGUAUUUCUUGCCCUAGUGGUUUAACUGCUGAAGGAAAAUGUUACUGUCCUACUGGUCACAUAUUAGUGGAGAGAAAUGUUAGUGGGUCCUUGUUAUCCCAAGCAACCUGCGAGCUUUGUGAUGACAGUGAAAACUCAUUUACAAAAGCAAAUGCUUUAGGAACCAGGUGCGUCCGAUGUGAACCAACAUUCGUGAAUACCAGCCACUCCUGUGCAUGUUCAGAACCCAACAUUUUAACAGGUGGAUUAUGUUUCAGCAACACAGGAAAUUUUCAUCAGCGUAUAAUUUCAACUGCACGCUAUGGAGACCUUGGCAUGUCUUUAAACUCAGAAUGGUUUACAAAGUAUUUGCAAGCAGCAGCAGCUGCAUGCUGGAUGCAUGCCAACCUGACCUCUUGCCAAGCCCUUGGGAAUAUGUGUGUAAUGAACAUGAAUUCUUAUGACUCCACCACAUUUGAUGCGUGUCGACUAUUUCAUUAUGUCUUUGAAAGUACAGCUGGAUUGAGUAGUGUUCAUUCUGUUCCGUUCUGGAGGCAGAAUCUUCCAUGGCUGUUUUAUGGAGACCAGCCAGGAAUGGCACCCCAAGUACUCAGCAGCACACCUCUUCCUCCAAAUUUCAGUUUUAAAGGACAAAACCAGAUGAAGUUUAUUGCUGCAUCUUAUGAUAUAAGAGGAAAUUUUAUCAAAUGGCAAACUUUAGAAGGUGGUAUUUUACAGCUUUGUCCAGACACAGAGAGAAGACUAGAUGCUGCUUAUUCCUUUGGAACAACCUACCAGCAGGACUGUGAGAUUUCUGUUUCUAAAAUCUUGGCUGACUUUCCCAGUCCUGUAUUUUAUGAUGUUUAUCUUGAAUAUACUGAUGAAGAUCAACACCAGAAUAUUUGGGCUGUGCCUGUAUUAAACCUAAAUCUUCAACACAAUAAAAUGUUUGUUAAUCAAGACAGUAGCUCUAGCAAGUGGCUUCUUACUCGGCGCAUUUUCUUAGUGGAUGCGGUAAGUGGACGAGAAAAUGAUUUAGGAAGUCAGCCAAGAGUGAUUCGUGUUGCUACCCAGAUAUCCCUGAGCAUCCACCUUGUACCAAACACAAAAAAUGGAAACAUAUAUACUCCCUUAAUCACCAUUGCCUACAGUGACAUUGACAUCAAAACUCCUAAUAGCCAGUCUGUGAAGGUUUCCUUCUCAGUCAAAUAUGAAAUGAAUCAAGGCGAUGCAUUUGUCCAGACAGAUGUUGCUUUGGGUGUAUUGGGUGGGCUAGCUGUGCUAUCAUCUCUCUUGAAGACUGCGGGGUGGAAGCGUCGCAUUGGGAGCCCCAUGAUUGAUUUACAGACCGUUAUGAAGUUCUUGGUUUACUAUGCUGGCGAUCUGGCUGAUGUCUUUUUUAUCAUCACGGUGGGAACUGGUCUUUACUGGCUUAUUUUCUUCAAAGCACAAAAGUCUGUCUCUGUUUUGUUGCCAAUGCCAGUUCAGGAGGAACGCUUUGUUACAUAUGUCGGCUGUGCCUUUGCUAUGAAGGCUCUGCAAUUUUUACAUAAGCUCAUAUCCCAGAUUACCAUAGAUAUAUUCUUUAUUGAUUGGGAACGGCCUAAAGGGAAAGUUCUUAAAGCUGUUGAAGGUGAGGGCGGCAUACGGAGUGCCACUGUUCCCGUAAGCAUAUGGAGAACAUACUUUGUAGCAAAUGAGUGGAAUGAGAUUCAGACUGUGAGAAAAAUUAAUCCACUCUUUCAAGUACUUACCAUCCUCUUCUUUUUGGAGGUUGUGGGGUUCAAGAACUUAGCAUUAAUGGACUCGUCCUCUAGUCUUUCUAGAAACCCAUCAGACUACUUAGCACCUUAUAGCCGCAUUUUGAGAUACGCUGUGUCUACUGCUAUCUGGCUGGUCAUUGGAAUCAUACAGAUUGUAUUCUUUGCUGCCUUUUAUGAGAGAUUCAUAGAGGAUAAAAUUCGACAGUUUGUUGACUUGUGCUCCAUGAGUAAUAUUUCAGUGUUCCUGUUGUCCCACAGAUGUUUUGGAUAUUACAUUCAUGGUAGAUCAGUCCAUGGGCAUGCAGAUACUAACAUGGAAGAAAUGAACAUGAAUCUUAAAAGAGAAGCGGAAAAUUUGUGUAGCCAAAGAGGUUUGGUACCCAACACAGAUGGUCAGACCUUUCAGAUUGCGGUUUCUAGUCAGAUGAGACAACACUAUGACAGAAUUCAUGAGACACUAACAAGGAAAAAUGGCCCUGCUAGACUGUUGAGUUCAUCAGCAAGUACUUUUGAGCAGAGUAUAAAAGCAUAUCAUGCAAUGAAUAAGUUUCUUGGUUCUUUCAUCGAUCAUGUUCAUAAGGAAAUGGAUUAUUUUAUAAAGGAUAAGUUGCUCCUUGAAAGAAUUCUUGGGAUGGAAUUCAUGGAACCCAUGGAAAAGAGCAUCUUUUACAAUGACGAAAGCUGUUCUUUCAGCAGUGUGCUAUAUUAUGGAAAUGAGGCUACGCUUCUGAUUUUUGAUCUGUUGUUCUUCUGCGUCGUGGAUUUGGCUUGGCAGAAUUUUGUUUUGGCAGCCAUCCUUACAUAUCUACAACAAGAGAUUUUUCGAUUUAUCCGCAAUACAGUAGGACAAAAGAAUUUGGCAACCAAAACACUGGUGGAUCAAAGAUUUCUGAUUUAACUAUGAUUAGAGAACUUAAGGACUCUAUAAUGAUAGCAAAGCCUUGAUACCAGGUUAUGUUUUUUAAAACUUGUAAUGCAUAUUAUUCUGUUUUCAUUUGGUUUUUUAAUCUACAGAAAGAUUUGUUUUUGUAACUUGUAAAAUGUGUGAUAUAAUAGAAAGUAACAUUUUCCCAUUACAAUUUGUAUUUAAUUCACUAAGUAAUGCAUUAACUCUGACAAUGUGCAAAGCAAUCCAAAUGCUGCUCAGCAGAGCACGUACUGAUGAUAAUCAAAACAGUUUCCUUCCUAGAUCAUUUCAGAACUUGAUUUGCUUACAUUUUCUCACACUGACAAAUUUAUUUGAUUUUAAGUAAAAACUAAUGUUAUGACAUUUACGGUUAAAUAUUAAAAGAUGUUUUCAGAUGUACUUAAAAACUUUGGUUUGUAUUAUUGCUGACUUGGUGUGCCUCAUUCUCAUAGCUCGCCCUGCUUGUCGGUGGACUAAUUCACUAUUGGGCAUCACUUGAAGCAGUGCACACCAGGUACAAAUCAAUUACCUUACCCACCUGUUCACUUUAGUCUUUCCAUCUCUGAUCGUUGACACUUUUAAAGCUGUGUCACAUUUUUCCCAGUAUAGCAUUUUUUUACACAUUUUAAUAUUUUAAGAGUACUCCUUCAAAGUGGUGCUCUUUAAUCAUGUGUAAAUAUUAUAAAUAACAAAGAGUAAAUUCAUCAUGUUAUAUUGACAAGGAAAUUAAUUGAAAGCAAAUUUGGGCUUCAUAAGUCAGUAGCUUUUUUUUUUUUUUUUUUUUUU
This is a messenger RNA of Nannospalax galili (Upper Galilee mountains blind mole rat), 3807 nucleotides long. It is a transcript of the gene Tmem67, whose product is annotated as transmembrane protein 67. The coding region runs from base 34 to 3012 and encodes 992 amino acids. The record is from RefSeq and is a predicted model, not a curated record. The transcript has 28 exons. Gene Ontology annotation, biological process: cilium assembly. Gene Ontology annotation, cellular component: MKS complex; ciliary transition zone. Lineage: Eukaryota; Metazoa; Chordata; Mammalia; Rodentia; Spalacidae.